Molecule: messenger RNA, 2084 nt
Organism: Cherax quadricarinatus
Lineage: Eukaryota; Metazoa; Arthropoda; Malacostraca; Decapoda; Parastacidae
Source: RefSeq, a predicted model, not a curated record
AUGGAACACCUAGAGUGUGAACACUUCGUCAACAUCGUCCCUUCAAGCGUUACUUGGUUACGUUAUGUGGACGAUGUCCUCGUAAUAACUCCAAAACGUUUUGAUAUACGGGAUCGUCAGCUAUGCAUUCAUCCGUUUAAGAAGACUCAAGGAGCUCUGCAGUGCUCUACGACGAACGUUUCCCAAAGACAACAGGUGAAUAACACCAGCACCGAGGCGGCAGGCAGAGCACAAGUAGGUGGUCGGGUACAGCAAGAACAGAAUGCGGUACAGAAUUCGGGUAACGAAAAACCUCCAUCGUACGAGGCUGCUGUGGUGAAACCUCCCCCGUAUGACCUCCAGUUCCACUUGACGCCCACUCAGCCCUGUAGCCAGACAGGCAUCGACUUCGGAAAGGAACAAUUUAAAAUAGACUCUGCGAAUGUACCCAAACUGGUAACGGAAGGCACGACGGAAAGUGCGCUCAGUAAGGAAGAUGUCUUUCUUCCCUCUUACCAGGACGCCAUCAGACUUUCCUUCAGCAGCGAUAAGGAUCUUAUUGAUAAUCAGGGGAAGGACUGAAGCAGUUGAUCUCACUACCUGUUGUGUUUGGGUUGUUUCACAGCCACGAUACGUGUCUGUACAUAGUCAGCAGUGUCACUCUUGAUCUUAGUCUUUUACGAGUAGGAUUGAAUUCCUGCUACGAAUACCAUGAAAAUGGUUAUACGAGACAACAACUGGAGACAACAAGAAGCGAGGAAGGUUCUUGGUUCCACAUUUUUUGGUACGUCUAUUUGCGUCCUUGGGUUGAAAAAUCACUGAAGUGAAAAACAUCCAAAACAAUAGUGAUUCCUUAAUCUGUUUGAAUAAAACUGUUUUUAUAUUUACAAAUUUUGCUAAAAGUACUAGAAUUAUACUUCUAUAAUGUUGAUGUAAAAUGUAACUGGCAUUUAUAAAGAGAUAGAUACUAAUGGACUUUCUUGGAUGAAAGACGAUGGUGCCUUGUAGCAAGAGAUGUGUGAAAACAAAUUCAUUUGCCCGCAAAAGCCAACACCAGAAAACAAUUUACGCCAAUGGUAAUUAAGCAGUUUAAACAGUUUCUGCCAAUGGCAAAUAAUGAACUUAACUGAGGCCAGGGAGAAUGAAAAUAAGUGAAUACGAGGCAACCAGUCUCAUAAGGAACGUUGCUAGUAAAGCCCAAGACUAAUAUAUGGGCAAUAUAGCCUUACUUCCUAGGGAGUCUAAAAAAAAAUCUAUAGAAACUUGAUUUUCCUAAAUUCACGUUUCUGACAUGUUGGUGUGAUCUACAACAGAGCCGACCAGAAAUCUGCUUUUUGCAAGUGUUGCCGAAUACACUGAGGGCAAAUAUCAAGACAAUAAAUAAACCAGAAUGUGAGUUUAUGUGCCUUAAACAAUAACAGUUGCUAUGGCACUGAGUAGAUUAUCAUCAAUUCCACUUUUAUUAGGCAUUUCCGAUGAAGAAAAUACCACCGCCACCGUGUACCGAAAUCCUGCAUUGUAAAUGUUGUAAUUAAAGUGAUACAAGCGGAUGUGUGACUCCUGAUAUCUGUACCAUAUGUCCUAUGUUACUCUUACUAUAAUCUGGUAUCCCAAAACUUGCCUCUGGUAGAUCUCUCAUUUCCCCCAAUACAGUUUUACCCCUGUACUUCCCCUCUUCCCACACGCACACACACAGCUAAUGGAAUCCUUUGAACUCCACUUCAAUGAUAACCUCCCCUUCCUCAUUCCUACACAAAGAAACCCUUUCAGUCCACUCUAGGGGCAACUACCCCCUCUCACACAAUUCAGCUUCAAAGACUCUCUAGUGAUACAUUUUUGUAUCUCUACAUUUUAGAGUGCUUUGUAAUACUCAGAAUCCACCUGUGCACCUUACCUGGGUCACACCUAGUGUUUGUCACUGUUCUCAUUGACCACUGGUGUACCUAUAUAUUUGAUACUGUCUAUACGAAGAUGAGGGUAACCACCAGUAAAGUGCCUGCGGGUGAGGGUAACCACCAGUAAAGUGCCUGCAGGUGAGGGUAACCACCAGUAAAGUGCCUGCAGGUGAGGGUAACCACCAGUAAAGUGCCUGCAGGUGAGGGUAA